Mercenaria mercenaria is the source of this 1585-nucleotide messenger RNA. Its product is annotated as complement C1q-like protein 4. The coding region runs from base 294 to 890 and encodes 198 amino acids. Gene Ontology annotation, molecular function: protein binding. NCBI's taxonomy places the organism in Eukaryota, Metazoa, Mollusca, Bivalvia, Venerida, Veneridae. The transcript has 2 exons. The record is from RefSeq and is a predicted model, not a curated record.
UUGUCCCUUUGAACAUAAAGAUAUGGAUAAUAUCUCUGUAAAUGGUUAGGAAUGUUUCACACUCAAAACGCAAAGUAUCAGUCUAUGUUUUGGAUAUAUAUUCACUGUAUGAGCCAAUUUAGCCGUAUACAGUCUCUACUUAAAUAUUUUAGGAACUCAUAAUGAUUAAUAGCUCUGAAGAACCGUGUUUAUAAAAUUUGAAAGCACAGCUGACGCAAUUAUUUCGCUUUCUGACAAGUCAAAAUCAUUUUGAUAUAAAUUUUCCAGUGUUUGAAAUUUUCUUUGACUGCAAAAUGGUUUGUUACAUCAUUUUCCUGAUUCCAGUUCUAAUAGGAACGAUUAUUGGCCAAGAGUACCAUUGUUCUAAAUUUCACUAUGAGGAAAAAUUGCUGGAGAAGAUGAUCAGAAUGGAAAUGCAUAUGGAGAAGAUGCAAAGAAAACUUAACAUGCUUGAACAGAAAGUGGAAGAUUCCGAUGCACUUCAAAAUCAACCAUCAAAAGGUACUGUGGCUUUCUUUGCAACUGCUAAUUCAAGAAAAACUUACGGAGCUGAUGAGACUCUUGUAUUUGAACAAGUAGUAACGAACCUUGGAGAGGCAUAUAAUUCAGCAAAUGGCAUAUUCACAACUCCAAGUACAGGCACGUUUGUGUUCUUUUCCACAGUUUUAGGAAGCAACGACGUUGAGCUUUGGAAUUACAUAUCCGUGAACAACAAAGCCGUAGCGAAAUUCAAUUCCCAUGGCACAGGUGGCCGGCAUGACAGUGGGACUGUUACCACAGUUUUGCAUCUCAGUAAAGGUGACGAAGUUUCAGUAAAGAAUUUAUACCAGUCUGGUAACACUUACGGUAGCAAUUACACUCACUUCGGGGGAUUUCGUCUAGUCAAAUGACACAAAUGUGAUUAGGAUGUACAUGUUACCCAAAGCUUGUAAAUGCAGUUUGCCUAAUAAAAAGAUACAAAGAACAAUAUGACAUUUUUUUUUUGUAACAAACACUGUGUUUGGUAUGUCGAUGCUUCUAAGUGAUUUAUAACAAUUUAUAUAUAUAAUAUUAUACCUCUGGUUAUGCACCAGAUAGAUAAGAACCGCUUGAACUAUACGUAUUAAGUGAAUGUUUGAAAGUUUUUAAAUUUGCUCUGAAAGUGAAAUUUUAUUUGGAAUAAUAUGAAUUUUAUAUUAAAAAAAACGUUGAGUUUUGUAAUAUCGUUAAAGAUAUCUAUUUAGCCUGUUCAAGUUAUAAAUUUUGAACUUCAAAAAAUAUAUUUUUAUAGAAAUAUUUUGAGGCAAUUUAAGCCAUUUUCUGCUUUCCACUUCAACAAAAUCUCUGGACGCCAUUCUAAUAUAUUUUCACCGAUGCAGUGUUAUUAAGUCAAAACUUUCAAAUAAAGGAUUUACAACAGCAUCGCAAACAGCAAAAAAGUGAGCCGUGUAUGUAAAAAAGAGGAAAUAUUCACUUAUUAAAGAAUAAUUCAUCGACAAAGUAUAGGAUGAAAUGCGCAUGCAGUACUCGCAUUUUACCGCAGAAAUAGAGUGUAUAUCCUUUUGGUUUAAUGUUGUUCAGCGGAGUUGAAACAAAAUUGAGAAAU